AAAUCAAAUAAAUGUGAAUGAAUACAAAGAAAUAAAGUAAACCAAUGAAAUGAUAUAAAAUCAACGAAAGGAAAUCAAAGAACUCAAUAAAGAAUGUAACAAUAAAAGUUGAAUUGAAUCUAAGGAAAAUCAAAUACUGAAAUAAGCAAAUUCGACUAUUUCAAAAACUUAAAGAAAUCAAUAGCCUGGAAAUAAAUUGUGAUAAAUUGUGAAGAAAAUUGGAACUAAAUUAUGAAGAAAUAAAAGAACAUUUCUUAAGAAGGCAAAUGAUUUACAAUGAAUAGAAAUUAGGGGUAACCGUUUAGUAUAUUUGUUAUGAAAAAAUGAAUUUAAACUCAAAUUUAUAAAUUAAACCAAAGAGGUAUAAUCACAAUGAACUAAUUGAAAUAAUAAACAAACCGAUAAAAUCUGGUAUAAAAUAACUAAAUACUAAUGAAACUAAAUUAACUGGAUAAUAAAAAAAAAUAUCAACCAAAAUUGAAAAAUUAAACAAAAUGUUAACUAAAGAAUAGUGGCUCACAACAGUCUUAACAAGUUCUGAACGAUUUUCUAAGGUAAGAUAACUCAGCAUUCACAACCGAGGAGAGACACAUUCCUCCGUAAACGAUGUCCUAGGACAGUCCAGAUGGGUCAGUGACAGUUUAUAGACACAGUCCAGUGACGGAUCAUACAAUCACGACAAUGUUAGUCAACAUAUUCCGAAGACGGUUUGCACGAUCCACCACUUGGAAGGUUACACACUUUCAGAGAUGUCCCAUGUCCACUACUCACACUGUAACAAUGAGAUCCCGAUUCAGUGCUGGAGUCGCUGUUCGUAUGUCUGUAUGACAAAACCAUCUACUGUUAUUGCCGCGAUCCUUGUAAAACGCCCCUGAAUUAAAUCAGGUGUGAAAAUUUUAGUCAUAUGAAAAAGACUUUUUAUACUACAAAGAGAGUCCGUGUUUUACAAAUGGUGCAGCGAGCCGGGACCCCGACAAGUCACACGCUGCAAACGACUAGAAACGACUACGAUUAGCCAACUGUGCGUCUAUCUGUAUCACCGGCCAAGGCAAUUGGGACGUCCCAAUGACUAAGUUGACAAAGCACAUAGUUUAUUUCUGAAGUUUCAUGUGGCAUUGUACACUUGAGAGUUUCUUUCCAAUUUAUGGUAGUAACUCCACAUCCGGACUAUCUAGUGUAUCAUCUUUUUUCACUUUGUUAUUAAAUAAAAUGAUAAACUUUGCAAUAUUUACAGUUUGCAUGACCCAGGCCGACAUUAUAUUUAUCUUGGACGGGUCUAGUAGCGUCAAAGCAGCCGACUUUGCCAAACAACUACAAUUCAUCAAGUCUUUGGUGAGGAAAUUUGGGGUUGGACCAAACGCGGUAAAGGUCGGCGUUCUGCAGUACUCUACCAACACAGUGCAGGAGUUUAACCUUAACACUCACAGCACCGAAGUCGCCAUCUUAGCCGCCGUCGACAGGAUCAAGCAGAAGAAAGGUGGUACUAACACAGCUGUGGCCCUUUCUACCGCACGCAUCAGCAGUUUCACGGCUGCCAAAGGUGAUCGACCGAACGUCCCAAACAUCGUUAUCGUCAUGACCGACGGCAAGUCUAAUAACAUGGCGGCGACCGCCAGAGAAGCAAACAGGCUGCGUAAUAUUGCGUCAGUGUUCGCAAUUGGAGUUGGGAGUAAUGUCAGAACUGCUGAGCUGAAGGCCAUGGCUAACGACCCGGAUAGUAAAUAUGUAUUUACAGUGACAGACUUCAGUGCCCUGUCAAAUAUAGAGACAAAGUUAGCCACGGAGGCUUGUGCACAGGCCACUACUGCACCGCCAGAGAUUACUACCAAGCCGACACCAAUUUGCAUGACCCAGGCCGACAUUAUAUUUAUCUUGGACGGGUCUAGUAGCGUCAAAGCAGCCGACUUUGCCAAACAACUACAAUUCAUCAAGUCUUUGGUGAGGAAAUUUGGGGUUGGACCAAACGCGGUAAAGGUCGGCGUUCUGCAGUACUCUACCAACACAGUGCAGGAGUUUAACCUCAACACUCACAGCACCGAAGCCGCCAUCUUAGCCGCCGUCGACAGGAUCAAGCAGAAGAAAGGUGGUACUAACACAGCUGUGGCCCUCUCUACCGCACGCACCAGCAGUUUCACGGCUGCCAAAGGUGAUCGACCGAACGUCCCAAACAUCGUUAUCGUCAUGACCGACGGCAAGUCUAAUAACAUGGCGGCGACCGCCAGAGAAGCAAACAGGCUGCGUAAUAUUGCGUCAGUGUUCGCAAUUGGAGUUGGGAGUAAUGUCAGAACUGCUGAGCUGAAGGCCAUGGCUAACGACCCUGAUAGUAAAUAUGUAUUUACAGUGACAGACUUCAGUGCCCUGUCAAAUAUAGAGACAAAGUUAGCCACGGAGGCUUGUGCACCUUGCAAGGGCCAGACAGACAUAACAAUCAUCUUGGACGGAUCUGAAAGCGUCAACGCACCCGACUUUGCCAAACAACUGCAAUUCAUCAAGUUUUUGGUGAGGAAAUUUGAGGUUGGACCAAACGCGGUACAGGUCGGCGUUCUGCAGUGCUAUUCCUACGCGGUGCAGGAGUUUAACCUUAACACUCACAGCACCGAAGCCGCCAUCUUAGACGCCGUCGACAGGAUCAAGCAGAAGAGAGGUGGCACUAACACAGCUUAUGCCCUCUCCACCGCCCGCACCAGCAGUUUCACGGCUGCCAAAGGCGAUCGGUCGAACGUCCCGAACAUCGUUAUCGUCAUGACUGACGGCAAGUCUGACAACAGAAUGGCGACCGUCAAAGAAGCGAUAAUGCUGCGUAAUAUUGCGUCUGUGUACACAAUCGGUGUUGGAAGUGAUGUUAAUACUGACGAGUUAAAGGCCAUAGCUAACGUCCCAGAUAGCAAAUAUGUGUUUACAGUGACAGACUAUAGUGCGCUGUCAAGUAUAACAACACAGUUAGCCACGGAUGCUUGUACACUUUGCAAAGACCAAGCAGACAUAACAAUCAUCUUGGACGGAUCUGAAAGCGUCAACGCACCCGACUUUGCCAAACAACUGCAAUUCAUCAAGUCUUUGGUGAGGAAAUUUGAGGUUGGACCAAACGCGGCACAGGUCGGCGUUCUGCAGUGCUAUUCCUACGCUGUGCAGGAGUUUAACCUUAACACUCACAGCACCGAGGCCGCCAUCUUAGCCGCCGUUGACAGGAUCAAGCAGAAGAGAGGUGGUACUAACACAGCUUAUGCCCUCUCCACCGCCCGCACCAGCAGUUUCACGGCUGCCAAAGGCGAUCGGUCGAACGUCCCGAACGUCGUUAUCGUCAUGACCGACGGCAAGUCUGACAACAGAAUGGCGACCGUCAAAGAAGCGAUCAUGCUGCGUAAUUUUGCGUCUGUGUUCGCAAUUGGAGUUGGGAGUAAUGUUGAUACUGUCGAGCUGAAGGCCAUGGCUACCGACCCGGAUAGUAAAUAUGUGUUUACUGUAACAGACUUCAGUCUGUUGUCAAAUAUAACGACACAGAUAGCAGCGGAUGCUUGUGCACAAACUACCACCAAGCCGGCAUCAAAAAUUACCACCACGCCAGCAUCAACAACAGUGACGCCGCCUUUUCUGCCAUGCUUUUAUCGUGGUCGAGAAAAAAUAUGUCCGUAGGAUGAAGACUCUCAAGUAAUGCAAGUCCUACGUGGGGAAAUACACGUCUUACUAGACCAUACUACACGAGACUGAAUUUACUAGUAUAGACAGUUCGCUUUUGUUCUGUUUCAUGAAUACGACGUCUUGCAGUCACAUUUUGUGUUUUUUAUAUUCAGAUGGCAAUAAAUUAAA
Molecule: messenger RNA, 3807 nt
Organism: Lingula anatina
Lineage: Eukaryota; Metazoa; Brachiopoda; Lingulata; Lingulida; Lingulidae
Product: collagen alpha-4(VI) chain
Source: RefSeq, a predicted model, not a curated record